Molecule: messenger RNA, 1533 nt
Organism: Hevea brasiliensis (rubber tree)
Lineage: Eukaryota; Viridiplantae; Streptophyta; Magnoliopsida; Malpighiales; Euphorbiaceae
Product: transcription factor MYB2
Exons: 3
Coding region: 331-1314 (327 amino acids)
Biological process (GO): regulation of DNA-templated transcription
Cellular component (GO): nucleus
Molecular function (GO): sequence-specific DNA binding; DNA-binding transcription factor activity
Source: RefSeq, a predicted model, not a curated record
AAAAAAAAAAAAGAAUAAGAAGAAGGGAAAAAGUAAGCAAGCAAAAUAAAUAGUUGGGCUAAUUUUUGUCUGCAAAUAGGUCAAGAGACCAAGAGAGAGAUCAUCUCAUCACCAAUUCUACAAGAUUUCCAUUGUUUAUUAAGAACUAGACUUUAGGGAAGUUCAGUGGAAGCUCCAUUCUGUCUACUUCUAAAAGCUACUCAUUUGAAAAGUUGCUACUACCAAUUGAAGCUGAAACCCAUUUCAAAUCUGCCGCAUAUAUAUCGUGUUGGACUGCUCUGCCUUUGCCUCUGCCUCUGCCUCUACUCGUUUAUUGCUUCAACCUGCUCCAUGACAGUGGUGGCUAUGUCGUCGUCUCUGUCAUCAUCUUCUUUAAGCAAGAAGAAGAGUUUAAGCAGCUCUAGUGAUGAUGAUCAUUCUGAUCAACUUAGGAGAGGCCCAUGGACUCUCGAAGAAGACAAUCUCCUUGUUCAUUACAUUGCUCGUGAUGGCGAGGGUCGAUGGAAUUUGCUUGCAAAACGUGCUGGAUUGAGAAGAACAGGGAAGAGUUGCAGACUCAGAUGGCUGAAUUAUCUAAAACCCGAUGUUAAGCAUGGAAAUCUUACUCCUCAAGAACAGCUCUUGAUUCUUGAUCUCCAUUCUAAGUGGGGAAACAGGUGGUCGAAAAUUGCACAACAUUUACCAGGAAGAACGGACAACGAAAUCAAGAACUACUGGAGAACUAGAGUGCAGAAACAGGCAAGGCACCUAAAAGUAGAUGCUAAUAGUGCUGCUUUCCAGGAUAUAAUUCGUUGUUUCUGGAUCCCAAGAUUGCUUCAGAAGAUAGAAGGAUCAAAAACUUUAUCUUUAUCAUCAUCGUCAUCAAGAUCAUCUUCCAUGUUAUCCCAGAACCCAACAGUUUCUGAUCAGCCUGUGAAUUAUGCUGCUCCAGAUUUACCAUUGCCACCACCACCGCCACAACAGCUGCCACAGGAAGUUUCUGGUUAUCAUCAGGAGCAUCAUGACCAUAACUCAGACUCGGAGCAUACCUCAAAUUCUUGCAUUUCUUCCACAGAAUCAAUGAAUUUCUCACAAAUAUCUCAAUUAUCAGAAUACCCAAAUAGUCCUUUUCACGGCAUAGGCACCUUUCAGAAGGAUUGCUACUAUGUUGAUAUUGGCUGCAAUAACAUGGAAACCAUGGCCCUGGCAACUCUGUCAGUCCCUGCAGGAGAAUUUCAGAACCCACUCUGCGAUCCCCACGUGGCGGAAAGCAAUUGGGUUGGAUGUGAUUUUGGAGGUAACAUAUGGAGCAUGGAUGAAUUUAUGGCAAUUUAGGAGCUUACAAGAAUUGUUAAUUAUAGGAUUAAUUGUGUGAUUUUGGGACAAACAAUUGCUAAUUUUUCUACCCAAUAAUUUACAGCAACUGUUAAUUCCAUGUCUGUCUAUAAGCUUUUGUUUGAAAUCAAUCCUAGUACAAUAGCUAAAUUGGACCUAUUGAUAACAAGGGGGUGAUAAUAAUAUUAAUUUUGGAGUAAUUAAAGAUAAUUUUCUGAA